Molecule: messenger RNA, 5485 nt
Organism: Cottoperca gobio
Lineage: Eukaryota; Metazoa; Chordata; Actinopteri; Perciformes; Bovichtidae
Gene: plppr2a
Product: phospholipid phosphatase related 2a
Exons: 8
Coding region: 437-1444 (335 amino acids)
Biological process (GO): phospholipid metabolic process; phospholipid dephosphorylation; signal transduction
Cellular component (GO): plasma membrane
Molecular function (GO): phosphatidate phosphatase activity
Source: RefSeq, a predicted model, not a curated record
UGCUCUCUCUCCCUCUACUCUGUGUCUCCUCAUUGCACCGAACGCUGCACAGGAGGUAAUUUCAGCCACUUCAUUUAUUAGUCAUCGCUGGUUGUUGGUUGGAACAAGCUAAUUAAAAGGAGGGUGAGUGUGAGUGUGUGUAUGUGUGGAAGAUUUGGAGACAGAGACUCCGCUGCUGCUGCUGCUGCUGCCGUCUCUCACGCUUUACUGUGGACCAGGAGGGAGCAAGAGAGGGGAGAGUAGAAGAGGAGGAAGAGAGGCGAGACAGACAGCUGGGUGGAAGGAGAUUUUCACACCACUUUACCAUCAUCUGAUCUGACAUGACCACCGCAUAGGAAUCUGGUGCCACGGCAACCGUCAAGCUCGGCGACGAGGUAUCAGGGGAUUAGGAGACAGAGAGCUGGACAGAGGGACGCUCAGAAAAACAGAGAGAGGGAUGGCUGUGGAGGAGAAGCCGGGUGUAAAGAGCAGCAGCUCCAUCGUCCCCUGCUUCCUGUUUGUGGAGCUGGUGAUCAUGGCUGGGACGGUGCUGCUGGCUUACUACUUCGAGUACACGGACACCUUCCCCGUGCACAUCCAGGGCUUCUUCUGCUACGACAAGACCUUCUCUAAGCCCUACCCCGGUCCGGACGAAGGCAGCAAGAUCCCCCCCGUGCUCAUAUACUCGCUGGUCACAGCCAUCCCCACCGUCACGAUUCUUGUUGGAGAGCUGUGUGCAUUCUUCACCAAGGCAGAGGGAACACAGGAGAAGACCAUUGUCACCGCAGACUGCUGCUACUUCAACCCCCUACUGAGACGCAUAAUACGCUUCCUAGGUGUCUAUGCCUUCGGCCUGUUCACCACCACCAUCUUUGUCAAUGCUGGCCAGGUGGUGACAGGAAACCAGACACCUCACUUCCUGUCUGCCUGCCGACCAAACUACACAGCGUUAGGAUGCCAGUCCACCAUGCAGUACAUCGCAGAGCGCCGUGCCUGCACGGGCAACCCGUUGGUUGUCAUGUCUGCGCGGAAAUCUUUCCCGUCCAAGGACGCAGCGCUCAGCAUCUACUCUGCAGUGUACACAGUGAUGUACGUGACACUGGUGUUCAAGACCAAAGGCACGCGGUUGACCAAGCCCACCAUCAGCCUCACCCUCUUCUGCCUGGCCUUGCUAGUGGGCGUGGUCAGAGUGGCUGAGUACCGCAACCACUGGGCCGACGUCCUGGCAGGAUUCUUCACCGGGGGCGCCAUCGCUGUGUUUCUGGUAACUUGUGUGAUAAACAAUUUCCAGCAGAUGCUGCCGAGUCCUCCUGUACUACGACCCCAACGCCCCGAGUCCAUGCUGGGCAUGCCAAUGGUGACGCUGCCCUGUGUGGAGAGUCCACUCGAAAAGUUAAGUGGCCCUCAGUAUCCUGCACUCUCCUCUUCCUCCCCACCUUACAACACCUACGUCCAACCAUUCUAACCAACUUUAAAUCUUUUGUCACUCCUCACUAUCUCCGUCAUCCGUUGCCUUAUUUCUGUUUUUUGCUCGGUUGCACCUGAUUUCUCCUCUUACUCGCCCUUCAUCUCGUGCAUUUCUCUUGAUUUUUCUUUUCUUCACUUUUCUCUCUCCCUCGCCUUCUCUCUGCCCCAUCCUCUCUCUUUCUCACUCCUCUCUUUCCCCUGCAGACUCCGCGGGGAUCUCCAUUCACCGAGAUCACAUGACCAUCAGCCCUAUCGGUUCCCCGCCACCCCCGAUGUCCUCAUACCGUCUCGCUCCAUUUCCAGCGAAGUCUAGACCAGUCGGAGCAGCACUCGCCGCAAUGCGCCGCCCAUCCGGCUGGGCGGUAUGCAACGCUGCACCGCUCCUACUCCACGCAGGUCUAGACCUCUCCUUGAUACAGCACACACACAUACACACACACACACCACCCUGAUGACCUCUCAACCCCCGGGGAACCGAUAGGCAAACUCUUCAAAUACUUUCUCUUUGCUGGACAAGUAAAGAGCUGAACAUUCAGUACAGAGUCAGGUACUUCUUUCUUUUUCAUUUUUAAUUCUGACUUUGGUUGUAACUUUUUUUGUAUAAACUCCAUCAUGGGAAGCUCACUUUCAUCUUCAGUGGCGUGCUUCUGUAAGGAAAAACACAUCAAACUGUGACCACUGAGAAUGUCCAUUGCUUUGAUUUCUUCGUUUAACAACGGUGAGUUUUCGCCUGUUUAAAGGCGGCAAAACGUGACGGUGAACUCACUGUAUGCUGUCAGGAGGUUGCCAUGUUGGACCAAAGAAACCUGCUGAAGGGCACGUGUGCUGCUGAAAUUUACCAGACAAAACAUCCUUUUAGCAAGCCUUACACACACACACACACACACACACACACACGCACACACACACGCACACACACACACACACACACACACACACACACACACACACACAAGCACGUAGCAGUAUGAGUAGCAGUGCCGUUGUCAGCUCCGCAUGAGAUUUGCUCAGAUCAAAGAAUCCACUUUGUAUCUCUCAGCAGAAGCAACAAACAAAAGCAGACAGGAUGAAAGUACAGACAUCUUCACUUGGCUUUCUUCUUCACAUUUUUUCUUUCUCUCAGAUGGUUGCAGCUUCGCCAAAAAAACUAAUGUGAAAUGCAAACACAUUUGCUAAGACUAAGCCGAGCUCCCGAAUGCAGGUGGCUCAACAGUGAGCCAAAUAAAGUGCAUCACAUUCUGGAGUAAAUAUUUGUUCAGUUUUGUAUUCUUUUGAGACAAGAAGCUUUCAUACAAAACACUUCCUGUGAUGCAAACAGACUUUUCGUUUUGUUUUAUUUCGCUCUUCAACGUCACCUUGAAAUGGAAUUUCUUUCUCGCCGAAUCUUGAAAAGAUUCGCUACAAUCUUGUCGAGUCAUGUAAUUAUUGUGAUUAAUUUCUAAGAUUUUAUUAACAGAUUUAUUUAUUGGCGUGUAUAUAUGAUGUGGUUGCCAUGAGCGCUCCAUGUGGCGUGACAGUUUUGCUGAUUUUGAUUUGCACACUCCUUCAAAUCCAUGUUUUGUAUUGUUCUCCCUCCUCUUCUUCUCCCCACACAUCUUUAAACAACCUUUUGUUUAGCUUUUCUCUGUGGUGUCUUGACUACAAUACCAUCACUGUGCUGUGAAAUGUUUCCCUCUGCUGGACACACACACACACACACACACACACACACACACACACACACACACACACACACACACACACACACACACACACACACAGAAGAGUACAAAGCGCACGUAUGUUUAAACAUAUUAAAAAGCACACAAAUGCACAAUCACACUUAUAUCCCAGAACCUAGUUGUUACGUCCUUUUUCCCUUCAACCACUUUGUAACACUGAAACUUCUUUGUAUGAUAUUGUACAUAACUUUUGUAUUGAGAGUGUGAUUUUUACACAACACUCAGUGUAGAGAUUGGGGGAAAUCUUGUCUGUAUUCUGAUGAUAGAGAACAGUGUGUAUGAAGGUGCUGAACCACUCUGAACAAACACUGGAACACUUGGAAAACACCCAGAUGACUCACUCUUUGAAUAAAACUGUAUUUGCCCACUGGACCAAGUUCAGACUGCGAGAGUUGUUUCCUCACAGUUAAUAGCAUACUGUGUGUUCAUUAGGUUAUGAACUCAAAGUCCUCUGUGUUUUGAAUUUGAAUAUGAGCAUAAAUAAUAUUAGACCUGAAUCACUUUUGACCUCUUUUCUUGGCAAGUCUCCAGACAUGGCCUAAUGUUAGCGCACACAGCCAGUCCAAACGUAAAAGUCAAGGAAGGCAUGUUAAUUCAUUUUGCAUUAUUCAGACAAAAGGCAAUUCAAAGUGCUUUACAGGAGAAAUAUAUUAAACAUAAGACAUUAAGAAAACAUUCAAAUUGUAUUUUUAAGGCUGCUGGAAAACAAUGUGGAUGAUAGCUUUGAAACCAAACCAAGUAAUUAAGUUAAACCAAAACAAUGAGCUGAAAGAUGCUAAAACGCUCAUGUCACAUUACACGUUGUCAUAUGAAUAUAAAAAUAUUGAUUUGUUCAAAGAAUUUGAAUCUAAAACCUAUGUGGUUUGGUCCCAAAUUUGGAAAGAUAGUCAGUACAAGAUAGCCUAAAUGAGCAACUUGUGUUAGCCACAUGUCAUUGUGCUUCUUCCACUGACUAAAACAAUCACUUAAUGCUCCUUUAAUAUCCAUGUUGCUUUGUGGACUUGACCUAAAAUGCUUUGUAAAAAAAGAUUGUGCAUUAUUGGCGGCGCCAAUGUUAUGAAAUGCUAUAAACUUCCUGUCUCCUAAGUGGGCAUGGUCUGAAGUAUUUAUAUUUUAUUGUUCUAACGUUAGAUAUGUACACAGCUAACAGACAUAUUUAGCAUUAUGAAUAUAAGUUAGGGCGUUCGUCAACGUUGUUUGACGUAAGCUUGAAAUUUUGACGCAGCUUUGUCGGGUUUUCUUGCCGAGACAGACACAUCUGACAAAUUGGUCUCAAACAAAGUACAUUUUAUCCUGGAAAAUGCCCUUUUAGUGUCGCAACGUUUGGAAGAUAUGUGGCUGGUGAUAAACAAAGUCCAAUAUUUCCAUUCUAAACUGUCCCAGAUUUGACUUGAGCCGACACAAGACCAUAAACGUGUCUGGACAGAAAAAAGGGAAAUUGCAAUCACAUCCAUAUUUUAUAGAUACAAAAGUAUAAUUUUGGGAUUUAUCCAUGUGCCAGGAAGUUCUUUGUUGUUAUUGUUUCUAAUAUUUCUACAGGGAAAUAAACCAUGUGGUUAUAUGUGCAGCACAAGGGAAUGUGCUGAAUUACUUUUACAUAGUAUCCCGUGUAUGUUGAGCUCAGUUGAGCAGAAAGAUGAAGUAGAGAUUAACUGAGCAUCUUCAAAUUUGACUUAUCAUCAUUAAACUGUAACAUUCUGUUCGGCUCAGAGAGUCCGGCCACGUACCUGCGUACCACGUACCUGCAAAGUUGUGAAUUUGAGUCAGACUCAUGACCUUUGCUGCAUGACAUCCUUUUGUAUCGUAUUUUUCCUCUUUGCUCUCCAGUCUUUCCCGAUGAAGCAGAAAUGCCUUAAAAUAACCUCAAUGGAAAUGAACAGAGCACACAGAAUAUUAAGUACGUUACAUGGACAGCUUGUAAAUGUGUGUGUAUGUUUUGCGAGCUUCUCAUCUGCAGUCAGUAUGUGAAUCGGUGUUCACUGUGUGAGCGCUGCUUUAGCACAAGAAAUACUCAAAUAAGAUACAAACACCAAAAGAAAAAAACAGAAAGUCAGAUUCUCUUCAGGUCAGAAUAUGUUCUCCUCUGGUUCAACCGUCAACACCACAGCUUUGCUUUCCUGUAAAGUCUGCCGUGACUCGUGUUUUAAAUCAAAGAACAAACACGCUGCAGUUGACUGACGUGUGAAUACGAAAGCACCGGUCUCCUUCAGAUCUGCAACUCUGGGGGAGAAAAAUGUUUCCUUUGAUCCUGUUGCAGCAAACCCUGUGUUUUGUAAAGAUGUGUGUGAUGAGAACAAUAAAUGGUUAUUGCAAUAAGA